AUGGCGCAGGUCCGGCCUUCAGCGCCUGGGCGAAGCUCGUCUGCCCACUUGUUCGAGAGCAAGCUCAGCCAACAACUAUCCCAACCCGAACCCCCAGCCCACCCGGAACCUACUCGCUCGCCCAAGUCUCGCUCUCUGUCCGAUGCUUCGAAACCAACAUCGAUACCUCAGCCGGCCACGGGGGAUUUGAGCCGCCCGCCCAGUAAAGAUGAUAGUGCGCUUCCUUCGUUGCCGGCAACACCCAGUCGAUCGAAUCAACCGAACCUGUCAUUAAACCUGUCCUCCAACGCACCUUCUCCUUUGAUCGCCAACCGCGGACCUUUGUCGCCCAAGUUGGAUUCAUCGCAUAUCUAUGGGUCGCCGGGGUCGAUGCUGCCUCGACGCUCCCGGGGUCUUGACUUCUCGCGCGCCUGUACCAACCUUCACCACUCCACGCUCGCAGAGUCCUCGCCGGACUCCUCCCCCACCGUUGGAGGGCGUGGCAUGACCAUUCCUCAAAGACGCGGUUCGCAGGGCUCAACUUCCAUUCCUCCGUUUUCGACCUCCGGCCCCGCCGACCGCACGGCCAUUUCCAGUUCCGUGUCGAGCGUGAACAUGAUGGAAUCGGAUACCAGCAGCAGUGACGACGAUGACGAAGUCAUGAUGGCCGACCGUGAUGAUCCCAUGCUCACCACGCCGCAGGCGGCGCGGAUGGGCGGCGGGCCGAGUCCCUUUGCGACGGGCAAUAUACAGAGUCCCGGAAACGAGUGGAUGGGCGGCUACUCACAGGCCGCAGCCAGUCUCAUGAGCUUCCAGCGAGCUCGCUUCCGCAAAGGACGCAGUCGACACAGCUCAAGUAGUGCUAGUGGGAACAGCUCCAAGCCCAGCCCCGGUCCUCCUCAUUCUCCUCCGGUCUUGAAGAGUGUGGAAAAUCCACCAGGAGGCUACUUCGGCCCGCGGCAGAGAGCCCGUUCGCGGCGAGAGAGUCUAAGUCUGGGCACGCGUGAUCUCCGACUAUCGGAUUUGAGUGAUGACGGCGAGAGUCGUGCCGUUCGCGCAGGCAGUCCAACCGCGGUGUCUCAUUCUGAUGGCGGGCCACUGGGAGUGAUUCGUCGUGCUGUCACUCGACGAGGGAGCUUACUACCCAAAACGAAGACGUUUGCUCGCAUUCGGGCAGCUCUAAUGGAAGAGAGCGCGCCCAUCGACAGCGACAUGAAACGGGAGGCGGAGGUCAUUCAGCAAGUCCGCGACACCGAGCCCGAGACAUCGCCUACCCUCAGCGCUUUUUCUUCUCUCCAUCAGCCUCCGGAUGAAGCGGCACCGGAUGUCGACCUCGGGCCUGCAAAGGCUCGGGGAUCUUCCAGUAGCUUCAGCAAACAAGCAAGUCGCAAUUCUGGCGGAGUUGAGUUUUGGAACUCGUUUGACGAACGCUACCGCACACCACCACCAUUGCGCCCAACGGGCGCCUCUUCCGUUGCGGAUGACGAUAUGUUUAUGGACAUUACUCCAUCAACAACCAUCGGGUCGACGGCCGACUCAAAGGCGCGUUCCCGCUCUUCAACACCCCACCCUCCCGGAAUGGCCAUUGGCGAGAUCCAGCGCAAGCGGCGUCGGGAGGACGACUUCGACCCCAACCUCUUCAAGCGCCGGGCCGUGUCCCCCAGCGUGAGUGCCCAGAGCAGCCCUGUGCUGACCCAUUCCUCUGUCGUCGACAACGUGCCCAGCAUCUGGGGUCCACCAUCCAAGCUCGGUCCACCUUUCUCCGAGCGACCUACCACGAGCUCGGACAAUGGGAAUGGAGGGAAUAACAACCGGACCACGCCUCAUACAGGCGGCACCAAGCGCGUGGGUCUUCAAGGCAUGACCGAGGCCAGCGAUGGCUUUAUGAAUAUGAGCAUUGAGUGA
Penicillium cinerascens is the source of this 1884-nucleotide messenger RNA. RefSeq lists its product as uncharacterized. NCBI's taxonomy places the organism in Eukaryota, Fungi, Ascomycota, Eurotiomycetes, Eurotiales, Aspergillaceae. The record is from RefSeq and is a predicted model, not a curated record. The transcript is spliced from 2 exons. Bases 1 to 1884 code for a protein of 627 amino acids. Gene Ontology annotation, cellular component: site of double-strand break.